Plasmodium reichenowi is the source of this 276-nucleotide messenger RNA. RefSeq names its product nucleotidyltransferase, putative. Lineage: Eukaryota; Apicomplexa; Aconoidasida; Haemosporida; Plasmodiidae. The annotation marks the transcript as partial. The transcript has a single exon. The record is from RefSeq and is a predicted model, not a curated record.
AUGGAAGAUGAUUAUUACUUUUUUUUAUUUCAAGAAAAAGAAUCAGAACAAGUGAAAGAAGCAAAACAAGAUCUUCACAAUGCUUUAAAAAAGAACAGAGAGAAAAUAAAAAAUGUAAGUAAUAAUAAGCCAAUGGAAAAAGCUUCCAAUAUUAUAUGGCUUGGACAAGAUGAUGAUAAUUUAAAGAAUGAAUAUAAAAAACAUAAUAGAGAUAGAAAGAAAAGUGCAGAAGAUAUUAAUAUUUUAUCCUCUGAUAAAAAAAGGAAUAUAAUAAAU